UAAUCGAUGUAACCCCGUGUGGCGGGUUCAAAGUUAGCCCAUCAUUAGCAUCGGCUAGUAGUGUUUGUUUUUGUCGUGAUGCCGUCAGAAAACCUACGAUGGGAAACUUUACAGGCCUUAAAAAAUUCACCGAAGGGCAAAAUAAGUUUCGACCCAUACUGGUCGGAACGAGGAGAGCACAUCCUGGCUGGAUGUAAAGACGUCCUCAGCUUGUCUCCUCACUCGGCCGUCAUAUUGGAGCGUCUCGGUUCGCUGCCUCUCCAGAAAUCCUCUUUUUUGAGCUCCAGCUCCAGAGACUCGAGUCCCGGUCCUUCGGAGGAGAUCCCAGCCUCCGUUUCCUCCACAGGAUCCGUCUCCGACAUCAACACCAGGAACGUCUUGCUUUCUGCAGCUCCGUCUCUAAAGAACGAACGGGAACAGACUUCCAAUGACGAGGUGAAGGAUGAAAAUCCAGAGGAGGAUGUCAGCGAGGUUUCCAGUCCGGCGUUGCUUCCCUCCAUCUCCCUGCUGUCGCCCAAAGCCAUGGAAACGGCCGGACGGAUCAUCAGGUUCGAGGAGGAACAUCGAGAAAAGGCCAAGCUGGCCCUCAGGCUUCGGCAGGAGGCCCAGGAGAAGCUGGUGGUUUCGGUGGCGAACGCCGAGUCGGAGCAGCUGAAACGAUUCGAGGAGCUGAUGGAGCUGAAACAGAGACAGGAGCUGCAGAGCAUGAAGGACAUGAUGGACCGAGAGACUAAGGAGAGUAUGGGCCGCCAGGAGAAGCUGAAGGAGGAGCAGCGACACAGAAUGAAGAUCCUGAACCUCCGGCUGAGGGAGGCGGAGCAGCAGCGUCUCCGGGAAGCCGAGCUGGAGAAGCAGCGUCAGACGGAGGGCAGGGAGAGGCUCCGGACCCUCAACACCAUCCAGGAGGAGAUCCUGCAGCUCAACCAGCUCCUGGAACCGUCCUCCAGGACCAGGACGGAGCUGCCGGCCGCCAGCAUCAGCUCCUACAGCACCAGAGGAAACCAGCUGUGCUCGCAGGUGUCCGAGGUGGUCCGCAAGACGGCAGAGGGUGAGUUUCCCAGCGUGGAGGACAUGAUGGCGGCCGAGCGAGCCCUCCACGAGAUGAGGGCGCUGAUCCGGCUGAUGCAGGAGGAGGCGGCGAAGGCUCAGGAGAAGAAGAAGAAGGAGGAGGAGCAGGAGGAGGAGCGCAGGAAGCAGGCGGAGCUUCAGGCGCAACAGGAGGCGCAGAAGAAGGCGACGCAGGCGGCCAAAGAGAAGGCUCAGAGGAAAGGGCUGCAGAACAGCGCUGAAGAUGCGACGCUGAAAUGGUUCAAGGAGCUUCAGGACUCAGCCGCUCGCUGCACUCAGUCCUUCGAACAACUAAACUCCCCGAAAGACGCCCAGACGAAGAAAUUGAAGCUGGAGCUCCAGAAAGCCGCCACCAUCCCCGUCAGCCAGAUCGCCAGCAACUCCGGAUCGCAGCUCCGAGAAAUCUUCGACAAGAUCGACAAGCUGCUGUCAGGACGUCCGGUGGUUUCUGGAGGGAAGUCGGUGUCGACCUCGAUGCAUCCUCAGGGGCUGGACUUCGUCGGCUACAAACUGGCCGAGAAGUUUGUGAAACAAGGAGAGGAGGAAGUGGCGUCCCACCAUGAAGCAGCGUUUCCCAUCGCUGUCGUAGCUUCUGGAGUCUGGGAGCUCCAUCCUCAGGUGGGAGAUUUGAUCCUGGCUCACCUGCACAAGAAAUGUCCGUACGCCGUCCCUCAUUACCCCCCGAUGAAGGAGGGAACGCCAGUGGAGGAGUACCAGAGGAUUCUGGGUUACCGUGUGGACGACUCCGGAGUGGAAGGUCAGGACAGUUUCCUGAAGAGGAUGUCGGGGAUGAUCCGACUCUACGCCGCCAUCAUCCAGCUGAGGUGGCCCUACGGAUCCAAGCAGGCGGUGGCUCCUCACGGUUUGAACCACGGCUGGCGCUGGUUGGCUCAGAUGUUGAACAUGGAGCCGCUGGCCGACAUCACGGCCACGCUUCUGUUCGACUUCCUGGAGGUUUGUGGAAACGCUCUGAUGAAACAGUAUCAGAUCCAGUUCUGGAAACUUAUCCUGCUGCUGAAAGACGAAUACUUCCCCAGAAUCGAAGCCGUGACCAGCAGUGGACAGAUGGGCUCCGUCAUCAGACUCAAGCAGUUUCUAGAGACGUCCCUCCAGAGCCGACAGAUCAGUCCACCUAAAGGCCAGCUGAGCUCCACCUUCUGGAGGUCGUGAUCCAGGAAAGAUUUUAACUUUUGGGACUGAAUAAAGACGAUGAAUGUGGCGGGAAACGAGCUGCUCUGUUGAUUGAAGUAGCGAGGAGGAUCUGAUGAUGGGGAUCCUCUGGUUUUACUUCUGAGCUGAACUGUGGAUGGACGGCAGGAUAUUCAUGUGUCUUCAGAAUAAUGCAGCUUGUUUAGGAGCAGUUUUGUUUACGUAAAAUAGACUGGGACUUUUAAACUAAUGUUUCCUGCAACCUUAAAUUAAUUUAUGAGUUACUCAGCAUCCUGCUAACCCCUACAGACAAGAAUCGGUCAGUGUUUUUGUGCUUUUAAAUGAGUAUAUUUAACUUUAUUUCAGUUUUACUUCCAUCCAGAAGCUUUCACAGCCUCCAGAUGGACGUUUUCCAACUUUUUCUGAACAAAAACUGACGCAAAGUUAGUCAAAAAAGAGCGAAAUAUCACAUUCUAAUGCCAGAUUUACCCCAGAUAGCACAGAGGGGUGUCUAGUUUUGUAUAAGCGUUGUACAAAUCAAUGAAACAAAAAAGACAAAAAACCUUAGCAAUGUUUUGGUUUAGGCAUUGAGAUGGAAUGUAGAGCCAGAGGGGAAGAAAAAGUCCAACUUUCACAACAGUACUGCUAGAAUACAGUUAUGGUCCCAUAUGCAAAAGCUACCUGCACAGGUAGAAACCUUCAGAAACCUCGAUCAGACGUUCAUAUGAAGCAGUUAAAGUUAAAGUUCUCUAAUGCCAGAUUUUACUUCCAAUCGAAUCAAAUGUUUUUUUUUCUACAAGCGUUUUAAAUGUUGAUUUAAUUGUGGGAAGCCAAAGUUAUGAUGAAUAUUUAGUUUCAUUUUGACGAAUGUAGUUUUUCCAUCUUCACUGGUUCAGUCGGUGUCUACUUACAACCCUGGAAUUUAUAUUUUUCCUUCAUAAAUGUAUCAUUUCUUUUUAAGCAUGGUGGUGGCAGCAUCAUGUUUGAAGCAUGGUGGUGGCAGUAUCAUGUUUGAAGCAUGGUGGUGGCAGUAUCACGAAGAUGAAAAAAUGAGCCCAUUGUUAUUUUUGGCUGCCACCACCAUGCUUCACAUCAUGAUGUUGCCACCACCAUGCUUCACAUCAUGAUGUUGCCACCACCAUGCUUCACGUCAUGAUGCUGCCACCACCGUGCUUCACGUCAUGAUGCUGCCACCACCGUGCUUCACGUCAUGAUGCUGCCACCACCAUGCUUCACGUCAUGAUGCUGCCACCACCGUGCUUCACGUCAUGAUGCUGCCACCACCAUGCUUCACGUCAUGAUGCUGCCACCACCAUGCUUCACACCAUGAUGCUGCCACCACCAUGCUUCACACCAUGAUGCUGACACCACCAUGCUUCACACCAUGAUGCUUCCACCACCAUGCUUCACACCAUGAUGCUGCCACCACCAUGCUUCACACCAUGAUGCUGCCACCACCAUGCUUCACACCAUGAUGCUGACACCACCAUGCUUCACACCAUGAUGCUUCCACCACCAUGCUUCACAUCAUGAUGCCGCCACCGUGCUUCAUGUUAUGAUGCUACCACCACCAUGCUUCAUAUCAUGAUGCUGCCGCCACCAUGCUUCAUGUUAUGAUGCUACCACCACCGUGCUUCAUAUCAUGAUGCUGCCGCCACCAUGCUUCAUAUCAUGAUGCUGCCGCCACCAUGCUUCAUGUUAUGAUGCUACCACCACCAUGCUUCACAUCAUGAUGCUGCCGCCACCAUGCUUCAUGUUAUGAAGCUUCCACCACCGUGCUUCACAUCAUGAUGCCGCCACUGUGCUUCAUGUUAUGAUGCUACCACCACCGUGCUUCAUAUCAUGAUGCUGCCACCACCGUGCUUCACAUCAUGAUGCCGCCACCGUGCUUCAUGUUAUGAUGCUGCCGCCACCAUGCUUCAUAUCAUGAUGCUACCACCACCAUGCUUCACAGUGGGGAUGGUGUGUUUAUGAAGCUACAACUUGUUGCAUUAAAAGUAUUUUUGAAAUAAACCACCAAAGUCAA
Molecule: messenger RNA, 4243 nt
Organism: Amphiprion ocellaris (clown anemonefish)
Lineage: Eukaryota; Metazoa; Chordata; Actinopteri; Pomacentridae
Gene: gle1
Product: GLE1 RNA export mediator
Exons: 15
Coding region: 79-2238 (719 amino acids)
Biological process (GO): regulation of translational initiation; poly(A)+ mRNA export from nucleus; regulation of translational termination
Cellular component (GO): nuclear pore cytoplasmic filaments; nuclear pore; cytoplasm
Molecular function (GO): translation initiation factor binding; inositol hexakisphosphate binding; phospholipid binding
Source: RefSeq, a predicted model, not a curated record